Molecule: messenger RNA, 2029 nt
Organism: Leptopilina heterotoma
Lineage: Eukaryota; Metazoa; Arthropoda; Insecta; Hymenoptera; Figitidae
Exons: 8
Coding region: 175-1854 (559 amino acids)
Source: RefSeq, a predicted model, not a curated record
CCCGCCAAGAGUAACCAAUACGAAGCGCUACAACACAAGCGCAUGUGCGAAGUAAAACCUAACCAAACUUUACCAUAUUCAUUUUGGAAGUUCGGUGCGUUCAGCGAUGAAAAGUUUUAAAAUAUUUUCAUCUUUUUGUUUAAUUCUUUGUGGUGAUUUAUUGUGACUUCAAUUAUGUCUUCGGACGAAGAACAUCCUUUUCAGUUAGUACAUUUUGUGAAACCUGGACGAGAAUCAAUACGAGAUAUUGAUAUUGUUCCAACCACGUGGAUGCAAUUCAUCAAAGGCAAAUGCAAAGCCAAAUUCAUGCCUGAUCCUUAUACGAAUGAAAACGUAAAGCUUCUACGAAAUUUAGUAAAAAAACAGUUGCCUCCUCCUGCAAAUUGGCCUACGUAUACUGUUAGGAUCAAAGGAAAUUCUAAAACUUACAAGGAGGCUGAAAAGCGUUUAGAAGUGCUAAAAUUAGAGGAAUUUGCGUUUUCUACAGAACCUGAUAUGCCACCGCUAGAGAAAGCUAAACAAGCUGAAAAAAAAAUUAAAGAUAAAAGAUUUUCAGUCACUACAGAAGUAAAAAACCAUUUAAAAACUGUCCCAGAUUUGAAAACAGAUUCCGAAGAGUCGGAAGGUAAAAAUGGUCAUAUUGCUACUUCUACUUUCCAGAAUGAAUCUCGAAAAUUUAACAUAUCGACAGAACAAGACUUCAAGAAAAACGGAGACUCUGCGGAUGCUUUGACGAAGAAUCCACAAGCUGUGCAGUUAUUAAAUUCUGAUAAUACAGAAAGUGAUACUGGGGACAAAAAUAUGUUGUCAAAAAAGCAAAAAUCCUCUGUUAAAUUAAAACCAUUUAGGAAGAGAAGUACUAAAACAAAUACAAGUUCAGUACCGAAACUUAAAACUAAUUCAGAACCUUUAAAUGGAGACUCUGCGGAUGCUUUGACGAAGAAUCCACAAGCUGUGCAGUUAUUAAGUUCUGAUGAUACAGAAAGUGAUAGUGGGGACAAAAAUAUGUUGUCAAAAAAGCAAAAAUCCUCUGUUAAAUUAAAACCAUUUAGGAAGAGAAGUACUAAAACGAAUACAAGUUCAGUAUCGAAACUUAAAACUAAUUCAGAACCUUUAAAUGGUGUAGCAGAAAAAUCUAGGGCGACAAAAUCUAUUAGCGAAGUAAUUAUCAGAAAACUGGAUUCGAUGGCUGUGGAUAUAAAAGAAAUAAAAAAAUGCCAAUUAAAGCAGAUGCAGAAUGGUUUUGUGAAGCAAAUAGAAAAAGCAAUUAUGUUUGAGGAAGAAAAUCGUCUUAAAUUACCAUUCAAACAGAAGGAAGAAUUUGAAAAGUUUGAUAAUGAUUUAUCAGUAGACAGUGAAUUACACGAAAACUUUAAAAAUUCUUUACCAAAAGAGUUUGACGCAAAAUUGCAUUUACGAGGAAGCAUAAAAAAUAUUAUCAAAAAAUACUUAAAUAAAGAGUUGAUAAUGCAAUAUACAGUUUCCAAAAAGAAGGAGGGAAGAAGUUUGUUUUGUGACACAACUAUGUAUAAGUGUAUGUAUGGAGUUUUAAAAGAAACUCAUGUUGACAUUACAUCUGGAGGAAAGCAACAAAUAUCUGAGAAAUAUUUUGCUUCAGAAUUAGGGACUGUUUUCUCAUCCUCAAAAGACUGGGAGGGAGGUAGGAUAAGCAGGCAAAAGAAAUCAGUAUCAAAAAAGAAUAAACGGCUUGCAGAAAUUAAAGUUAAUGGAAACGACGACGAAGAAAGCUUUAAUGGAGACGAUCAGCAAAAGAUUAAUCAGGAGAGUGAUACAGAGAGUGAUCAGGAGAGUAACAAUGAAAGCAAUGGAGAACACGUUUCAGAUGAUUCUUAAAAAGAAUUUGCAAUGUCUUUAUACAAAUUUUGUUUUUUUUUAAUUGUAUUUGCAAACUAUUUUAAGACAAUCUUUAAGAAUGUAUGUGAAAAGAAUUUGAUUUUUAACUGCAGUAUUAUUAUAAUAAUAAUUAUUUUUUAAAACAUUUUCUUAUUAUAUCUAAAAAAAACUAAAA